GCUGCUCCGCGCACGUCAAAUCAGUCGAAUCAGUCCAUAAUAGCGCUGCGCGAUUUCAAUUUUUCUUCAUCUCUCCUGCGUUGUUUCAGUAGCGUUUUUUUCUCCGCGAAUCACUUUAGUUCGCCCAGCGCCCCAUCGAGAUGCCCGUGCGUAGAGCCGCCCACGCCGGCAGCUGGUACACCGACUCAGGUCCCGAACUCUCCAGACAGCUCGACUACUGGCUCAAUCAGGCCGAUCUCAUUCACGGCCCAGCUCGGGCCAUCAUCGCUCCGCAUGCUGGGUAUAAAUACUGCGGCGCGUGCGGCGGCCACGCUUACAGGCAGAUCAGCCCUAUCGUCGUGCGGCGCAUUUUUAUUCUAGGACCAUCGCAUCACGUUAGACUGUCUGGCUGUGCCUUAUCGAGUGCACAAAAAUAUCGGACACCUUUGUAUGAUCUUCAUAUAGACUCCAAAGUGAAUAGUGACUUGGCUGCUACUGGACAAUUUGAGUGGAUGGACAUGGGGACUGAUGAGAAUGAACAUAGCAUUGAGAUGCAUCUGCCUUAUAUUGCUAAAGUUAUGGAGGAAUACAAGAAUCAAUUCACUAUCAUCCCAAUUCUGGUCGGCUCGCUGAGUCCCGAGAAAGAGGCGUGCUACGGCCGCAUCCUGUCCAGUUUCUUGGGCGAUCCUCAGAACCUCUUUGUGAUAUCAUCGGACUUCUGCCAUUGGGGGCAGCGCUUCCGUUACACGUACUACGACCGCUCAUAUGAUAACAUUUAUCAGUCGAUUGAAGGAUUAGACAAGGCUGGAAUGAACAUCAUUGAAAACUUAAAUCCAACCGAGUUUACGAAUUAUAUUAAAAAGUAUGGUAAUACUAUUUGUGGAAGACAUCCUAUAGGUAUACUUUUACAGGCUGUUCAAGAACUGCUGCGCAACGAUAGCAGCCAAAACGCAAGUCUGAAGUUUUUAAAAUACGCACAAUCGAGCCAGUGUCGGAAUAUGAACGACAGCUCGGUGAGUUACGCAUCGGCGGCUUUAGUUUUCGAAUGAAACCUAACCUGAGGCCUUAUCUAUACACGAUUUACACGUGGCCACCGAUCCGCUGUAACUGUAACCACCACCAUCACAUCACAAUCGACAGCCAAACGAACCGAACUUUAAAAACACCGCAAUAGCUCAGGUCAACAAACAAACAAAACAAACGUCAAAUUCAGAUGCAUAUUACGAUUUCGAUUUUAUAUUAUAAAUAUUAACUACUAGCGACGAGGGGUGCAGUCAAAUAAUUGAGGCGCUGAUCAACUGAUUCAACACUGCCACGCACACCAAUUGAAUACGUCCUGCGAGUUGGGUAGCGCGGCGAAGAAACGAAAAAUAAAUCACAUGAAAACUUCGGACCUCAUACCAAAAUAGCAAUUCGACGAUAAAUUUAAAAAGAGAUGCAUAUAGAAUAUAUUAUUAUAUACACAGUGAUAUAUUAAUUGUAUUGCGGGGAUGGAGAGUAAGUAUUUUUUGUUUUCCCCUUUUUUUUAGUACAAUUUGUUGCGUAUUCAAUUCUUAAACGAUGUUUACUUACGUUUUGCCGCCUCAGGAGCUGAUUGAAUUGUAUUGUAUCUAAUCGUAAACGUAUUUGUACUUGCAAUAGCAUAUACACACACAAAGUGCACACUAAUACAAUGUAUGUGUAAUUUGUGGCUUUAGAUAUUUAAGUCGUGGGUGUUCCAUAGGUGCUUGGAAUCACUAUUUUUUAUAUUCUUAUCUAUAAGCAGCGAAUUUAGUUACUUACUAACGUUUAAGUUUCCGGAGGAAUUAACCUGUUUGAUUUUAGUUUUAUUAUUUUAUUCAAGGCCUACGUUUGUGCGCAUUAAAAGACUGUGACUUUUCGGCACUGGAUCGCGGCAUAUCUGUUAUCAUAGUUUUGCAUUUUACCUCGAUAAUAAUACUAGCUGUUGAUGAUAUGACGCAUUAUUGAAUAUAAGAAAUAAUAUAUUUA
Messenger RNA from Dalotia coriaria, 1968 nucleotides. RefSeq names its product protein MEMO1. The coding region runs from base 141 to 1028 and encodes 295 amino acids. NCBI's taxonomy places the organism in Eukaryota, Metazoa, Arthropoda, Insecta, Coleoptera, Staphylinidae. The transcript has 7 exons. The record is from RefSeq and is a predicted model, not a curated record.